AUGGGCAUUCUCCUUUAUCUAAUCGACAUGGGAGACGGUAGAAUGGGAAACGAGGCAUCAUUCGUCACAGCCAAAGCCCUGAUUGGUAUCGGACGCGGAUUCUACCAAACCGCAUCCCAAGUGUCCGCGCAGGCCGUAGUGUCAAGACAAGAAAUCUCCGUCGUGACCGCUGUAUUGUUCGCCUCUAUGGGAGUAGGUGGGGCGAUUGGUACUAGUAUAUCGGGGGCAAUAUGGAGAAACAACCUACCUGCCAAGCUACAACAAUAUCUUCCCGAUGACCUAAAGCCUCAGGCGACGGCUAUCUUCCAGUCUAUAAUUACAGCUCAGAAAUAUGCGAAGGGGACGGCCGUCCGAGAGGCUAUUGAUCGCAGCUAUCGGGAAACUCAACGAUUUCUGGCUAUUGGUGGUUUGUGUGCUGUCUCGCCUAUGCUUAUUGUCAUGCUCUUUCUUAAAAAUGUGCAUCUUGAUAAGAGGGAUAAUGUCGUCGAGGAACCUGUGGAGAGGUCAGAUAAGAUAGAAGGGGAGUUGGGCUUUGUAAGGGGACGAUGA
Messenger RNA from Aspergillus tanneri, 549 nucleotides. RefSeq lists its product as uncharacterized. The record is from RefSeq and is a predicted model, not a curated record. Lineage: Eukaryota; Fungi; Ascomycota; Eurotiomycetes; Eurotiales; Aspergillaceae. Gene Ontology annotation, biological process: siderophore transmembrane transport. Bases 1 to 549 code for a protein of 182 amino acids. The transcript is spliced from 2 exons. Gene Ontology annotation, molecular function: siderophore-iron transmembrane transporter activity.